ACAACGGAUAACUGACCCCCUUCCUGAACCCAGAAAAAAUGUCUUCUUCUCCAGAAUCUGAGGAUUAUUUCGACACUGUUAUUGGACACAUUGAGGACUUUGUAAUAAGUGAUGAAUUCAAGAAACUCGUUCAGAACUUCAUGCAGUCGCACUACAGAGAAUUCGAUCGGUGUGAGGAGAACAAAAUCGAGUACAUGGAGAUCUUCAAUCAGUACACCGUAGCCAUUGAGGGGUAUAUUGUGGAGAAUCUUGUCAGGAGGAUGCCUAACUUUGACAUGGAGAGAUUCACUGAGGAACUCUGUCGGAGAAGAACACAGCUCGAUGGAGAAAUCUUUGAGCUUCUCUUCUCCCUGACAGACUUCCUGGCCUUCAAAGAACUCAUCCUUGACUACAAACUCUACAAGGAGAAUCAUCUGAGUGAUCUGGACAGUGGGAUUCAAAUUAGUCGCAUUUCAAGUUCACUUCUUUAA
This is a messenger RNA of Lutzomyia longipalpis, 470 nucleotides long. Its product is annotated as ADP-ribosylation factor-like protein 2-binding protein. The coding region runs from base 39 to 470 and encodes 143 amino acids. The transcript has 2 exons. Gene Ontology annotation, biological process: positive regulation of tyrosine phosphorylation of STAT protein; maintenance of protein location in nucleus. Gene Ontology annotation, cellular component: mitochondrial intermembrane space. The record is from RefSeq and is a predicted model, not a curated record. NCBI's taxonomy places the organism in Eukaryota, Metazoa, Arthropoda, Insecta, Diptera, Psychodidae.